Messenger RNA from Protopolystoma xenopodis, 228 nucleotides. Lineage: Eukaryota; Metazoa; Platyhelminthes; Monogenea; Polystomatidea; Polystomatidae. The record is from the annotation of a GenBank genome assembly.
AUGGGUAGCUUUAUCUGGAUCACGAGUCAUCCCGUCCAGAUAGGACAGGUUCAAGAUCGGUGGACGGCCUGGAUGGCUACCCAAGAAGACCUACAGGAACUGAGGGCUUCUGGUCUUCUAGAGCUUAUACUUCAAGCAAGACUUGCACCUCUGUUGUUUCGACGGGAAGAUAAGCUCGAUGAUGUAUUCGAAAAUAUGAAGACCAAGAUGGUGCGGCCCCAGGUAUAG